This is a messenger RNA of Harpegnathos saltator (Jerdon's jumping ant), 604 nucleotides long. RefSeq names its product mitochondrial ribosomal protein S18C (gene mRpS18C). Gene Ontology annotation, biological process: mitochondrial translation. Gene Ontology annotation, molecular function: small ribosomal subunit rRNA binding; structural constituent of ribosome. The transcript is spliced from 3 exons. The coding region runs from base 72 to 509 and encodes 145 amino acids. Gene Ontology annotation, cellular component: mitochondrial small ribosomal subunit; ribosome. Lineage: Eukaryota; Metazoa; Arthropoda; Insecta; Hymenoptera; Formicidae. The record is from RefSeq and is a predicted model, not a curated record.
GGAACGCACCUCAGAUCUUCAACUUGAGCCUCAAAAAUUUAAAGGUUAUAUUCGCAAGCUGAUCGAGAGAAAUGAUUUUUUCCGCUAUCUCGGAAAAAGUUUUGACGACGCUCGUCGUCGGGAGAUUUUAUACAUCUGUUUUUCGAAUGAUUAGUAAAAGUUCCGUCGAAAACUCGACAGAGAGUAAUGUAGCAAUUGAAGAUGACAUGCCCGUACAAUUGGAGAACCCCUAUGUAAGAGAGAAACAACAGUGUAUUCUAUGCAAAUUAAAUAUUGAGCCAGAUUACAAGAAUGUGCGAUUACUUUCGCAGUUUCAAAGUCGCUAUACUGGCAGGAUAUAUGAAAAGCAUAUCACUGGAUUGUGCGAAUACAAACAGAAGCGAGUACAAGAAGAGAUUACAAAGGCUCAAUGUGCAGGCUUGAUGGGUUUUAUGAGUAAGAAGCCAGAAUACGUCAAAGAUCCACAGUUGUUUGAUCCGAAUCAUCCCUUUAAACCACAUCCAUUUUAGAUGAAUAUUGGUUAUGUGCAUAAAUAUAUUUAUAUUUGUACAUGUAUAUGUACAUGUAUACAUACAAUAUUAAAAGCAAAUUAGGAAGUUUAGAA